Messenger RNA from Neolamprologus brichardi, 819 nucleotides. It is a transcript of the gene cldn10e, whose product is annotated as claudin 10e. Gene Ontology annotation, cellular component: membrane; bicellular tight junction. The record is from RefSeq and is a predicted model, not a curated record. Lineage: Eukaryota; Metazoa; Chordata; Actinopteri; Cichliformes; Cichlidae. Gene Ontology annotation, molecular function: structural molecule activity.
AUGAAAAUUCGAGUGGUUCAGAUCUGGGGGUUCCUGAUGACGGUACUGGGUUGGAUCUUUGUGGCCUGCACUAUGGCAAUGGAGGGCUGGAAGAUUGCCUCCGUUGGGGGCAUGGGAGGUUCGGCUGUCAUCAAGGUAGCCUGGCACUGGACUAGUCUGUGGAGAUCUUGUUUUACAGACUCAACUGCUGUCACCAACUGUAAGGAUUUCCCUGUACUCUGGUCUGUGGAAGACUAUGUCCAAAUAGUGAGAGCCCUGUUGAUGUCGGCUCUUUCUGUAGGCAUGCUGGGGUUUGUACUUAGUCUGCUGGGUAUGGAGUGCACCUACAUUGGAGGAAAAGUACAAUCAAAAUACAAGAAGAUCUACAUUGGUGGAUGUUGCCACAUCAUCAGUGGAGUGCUGUCCACAUCUGGGUAUGGUGUCUAUGCACAGUAUGUCUAUGCAAUACAUAUUGACCCUGGUCCCACUGGACUCCAGUUUAACCUUGGCACCCCAAUAUUUCUCGGCUGGGUGGGUUCAGCCUUUCACAUCACUGGUGGUGCCUUCUAUCUAUGGUCAGUGUGCACACCCCUAUGUGGAGGAGAGAAAAAGGUGAUUGUCAAGGGAUUGCCAGACCCAUUGCAAAACAAGUCCACCACAUCUCUGUCCACAGUGUCGGAGAUCACAUCCAAGACCAAACUGUCCUCUAUUUCUGAGCUAUUAUCAAGGUCUGAGGGCUCAGAUUUAUCUAGCAUUGCCUCAAGAUCCAGACGCACGACCAAUUCAGGGCGUUCCACCCAGUCAGAAAGACUGAAAGAGGAAGAUAGAGAGAUGUUUUGA